AACAUUUUUAAUGUUAAUUUUUGUAAUUUUAAUUUCCUUUAUCGCACAGGAAUCUGCAACCCACAAUGUGGCUUUCUUGCCGUCUGCCAGAAUGCAACAUGUACAUGUUCAGAAGCAAAUUAUGUCUUACAUAACAAUGGCAGAGACUGUAGAAAUGUUUCAUGCAGCAUUGAUGAUUGUCUUCAGUGUGAUAAUACAAACACAUGCAUUCGAUGUGAAGCCUUUUUGUCUGCAUCUGGUGGACAAUGUAUACAGAAAUGUAAAGGUUCAGCUGAAUUAAAGGGUGACAUCUUGACAUGUUCGGAAUCCAAAGAUGAUGGUGUGGAUAUUGUUGUUGCUGUUGUGUCAGGCAUUGCUGCUGGAGCUGUUGUUUGCAUUAUUGUCAUCAUCGCUGUAUGCAUCUACAUUCGUAAGACAAGAAGAAAUGUCAAUCUACAGAGCAAAAAUUAUGACAACAGACAAAUAGAGAGUGGACAUUUGAAGCAGUUCCCAGCAUAUGACAAUAAAGCUUAUGAAACAGAUAAUCAAACCACGUAUGGACCAGUAAAGAUAGACCCAUUAGAAUAUGCAAAUAAUUUGGACAAGCUCCGCCCACAUUCAGAGACACUGAUGGAAUUGUUGAGUCAAGUCAGAAGUAAGACACGAGCGAUGGAUGCAUCCGAUGAAAGAGUUCCAACAUACAAAGGUGUCAUCCACCAAUUAUGUAGAGUGCUGGUGUUGAUACAUAAACGCGAUCCUGUGGUUAGUAUCCCCUCUGAUGCCUUAGGGCUCAUUCAGUGGGCACACCAAAUGCUGGAGGAUCAUAAGGAGCAGCAGAAUUCAUCAAAUGGAGAUUUACCAGAUUUUCCUUUGGCCCAGAUUUCAUGUGUGGAUUUAGAUUUUGACAACCCCGGCCACCCAGUCUAUGCAACUCCUGAAAGGAGUCAGCUACAUGACUCGUCAGCAUCAUCUGUACAGGGCAUGGCAACACCAUACAGCACUGUUCCUAUACCAGUUUUAGAGAGUGAUCAGCAGCACCAUCAUUAUGGCACCGGAAAGAGACCAGGAUUUGCUACAAUUAGUCGGGCCAGAGCUAAACCUAACAGUGACUUCAUCAGGGCACUCGAAGCUGAGUUAAACAGCACUGAUUCUGUAUCGGUGUCCAAAGAACCUGUGGCAGCUUCACAGCAGCCAAACAGUGGAUUCAGGCGAGAAGACUUUCAAAACUUUCUUAUACACAGUGCAGAGAAAUCGGAUCUCAGAAAUGCCUUCAACCAUUCCACAGAAAGAAGUCAACAGACAUCUAGUAGACCCCUCAUCAUUAAAAAACAAAGCAGUGAGCUGAAUCUAAAUUCUGAGUUGAAAGAAAAACUUAAAAACAGAAUCAAUAAACCUGAAGCUAAGAGCCACUUGAUACUUAGUGCUCAAAAGCUUCAGUCUAAUCAAGCUAAAGAAGACCUUACGAUUGGAAGUCAGCAGUCAGCAAAAAAGAACAUUAUCACAAACCCAAACCUUGUUAAGAAAUCCAAUUCUCAGUCAAGCAAACAUUCAAAGUAUGCCACACCAAAUUAUGGCUACUUUGCAAAUGGACAUUACUAUGACCCAAAUCCAAUGCCACAUUUGGAGGCUGAAGUUUAUGCACCUGGUAGUAGUUAUAGUGGUCACAGCAAUGCCAUGUCCACUUUCCUUGGAGAUUUACCAAGGUCUCGGUCAGCCUCAAGCAGUGAUCAGUCAGAAGAUAGGGACGAUGACUCUGAAAACAGUGGGGGUGAUCUGGAUGUAUUCCCUUUUGAUCCUGAAGACUGUACAGAACCUGUGGAGGUUUAA
Molecule: messenger RNA, 1806 nt
Organism: Candidula unifasciata
Lineage: Eukaryota; Metazoa; Mollusca; Gastropoda; Stylommatophora; Geomitridae
Source: the annotation of a GenBank genome assembly